CAUACACUCCAGUCUGAGGGGUGACUUUCUUCAAGUCUGCAACCCUCAUCGUCUCUCUCUCUAUCUCUCUCUAUCUCUCCUGACAAUGGCGAAUCUCUGCAUCACUUCUCUCAUCUUUCUCUCAUUUCUCCCAAUCAUCUGCCUUUCCUUCUCUCCCGAAAACCCUACCGAUCGGCGCAUCCUAGUCUUGCUCGACGACUUUGCUCUCAAGUCCUCGCACUCGAUCUUCUUCAAAGCUCUUCAGAAUCGCGGAUUCGAGCUCGAUUUCAAGCUCGCCGACGAUCGGCAGAUCAAUUUGCAGAGAUACGGCCAGUACAUGUACGAUGGACUCGUUCUGUUCGCGCCGAAUACUGAGCGUUUUGGAGGAUCGCUGGAUUUGGCUGAUGUGUUGGACUUUGUUGAUUCGGGUCAUGAUUUGAUUCUCUCGGCUGAUGUCAAUGCUUCUGAUUUGAACCGGAACAUUGCCGCUGAGUGUGGAGUUGAUUUUGAUGAGGAUCCCUCUGCCAUGGUUAUCGAUCACACUAACUAUGCUGUCUCUGACACCGAGGGAGAUCAUACAAUGAUUGCCUCGGAUGAUUUUGUUCAGUCUGAUGUGAUGUUGGGAAGUGCAAAAAUGGAGGCCCCUGUACUUUUCAAAGGGAUUGGCCAUUCAUUAAAUUCUGCCAAUAACUUGGCUAUGAAAGUUCUUGGAGCCUCUCCUUCUGCAUAUUCUGCUAAUCCAAAAUCCAAGUUGUCAAAUCCUCCGUCCCUUACCGGAUCUGCUAUAUCAUUGGUUUCAGUUGUGCAGGCUAGAAAUAAUGCACGGAUUAUGAUCGCUGGCUCUUUAGAUAUGUUCAGUAAUCGAUUGUUCAAAUCAGGUGUGCAGAAGGCUGGGAGCUCAAAUAAGUACGAAAAAUCGGGUAAUGAGCAGUUUGUGACUGAACUUAGCAAAUGGGUCUUCCAUGAAAGGGGUCAUCUGAAGGCUGUUAAUGUCAGACAUCACAAAGUUGGGGAAACAGAUGAGCCUGCAAUUUAUAGGAUUAAUGAUGACCUGGAAUACUCUGUUGAGAUUUUUGAGUGGUCUGGAACAAAUUGGGAACCAUACGUGUCUAAUGAUGUUCAAGUGCAGUUCUACAUGAUGAGCCCUUAUGUGUUGAAAACCUUAUCAACCAAUCAAAAUGGGCUGUACUAUACUUCGUUUAAGGUGCCAGAUGUCUAUGGGGUUUUCCAGUUCAAGGUUGAGUAUCACAGGCUUGGAUACACUAGCUUAUCUCUUGCAAAACAGAUUCCAGUACGGCCCUUCAGACACAACGAAUAUGAAAGAUUUAUAACGACUGCUUUCCCUUAUUAUGGAGCUUCAUUUUCUACGAUGGCCGGGUUUUUCAUCUUCAGCUUCAUAUACCUAUACAGCAAGUAAAACCUUCCAUUUGGAGAGAGUACUUCACUGACGUUGAGGUAGUUAGGCUUGUUUUGUCGUUAUUUUUGGAAACAAAAGGGAGGGAUUUAGACAGUUUUCCCCUCCAGAAAUGUUGCUUACGAUAGAUGCAGUCGGUCAGGUCAAAAUUUAACUGUACCAGUUGUUAUCUGUAGAUCUUUCAUAUGCCCUGCAUGAAUCAGAAUUUUUUUUUCAUAUGAAUUGCUGGUUGUUCA
This is a messenger RNA of Camellia sinensis, 1629 nucleotides long. NCBI's taxonomy places the organism in Eukaryota, Viridiplantae, Streptophyta, Magnoliopsida, Ericales, Theaceae. The record is from RefSeq and is a predicted model, not a curated record.